This is a messenger RNA of Triplophysa rosa, 711 nucleotides long. RefSeq lists its product as uncharacterized. NCBI's taxonomy places the organism in Eukaryota, Metazoa, Chordata, Actinopteri, Cypriniformes, Nemacheilidae. The record is from RefSeq and is a predicted model, not a curated record. The annotation marks the transcript as partial. The transcript is spliced from 6 exons.
AUGGCUAAAGAUAUACAGGUGACAGUCACGUGCCCUGAAAAGCACCAAAACAUGAAUCAGUGUGUGCGGCUUUUACAAAAAGAUGAGAAUGAAAAAUGCCAAAAUCGACGGGCUGAAAUCACAUGUGAAGGUCAUGCGGAAAAAACUCAAGUAAACGUCGGUCUGAUAGUCGGUGUUUUGCUGGGCAUUCUGGGAUUGCUGGGUGUGAUUUCACAGAGAAAUCGACUUUCAGCCUUAAGACGCUACGGACAAAAAGAUGCCAAAGACAAAAGCUUAAAUGCAAAUGAGAUGAAUAACAUGGAAACAGUGGACAGAGAUUCUGAGGAAAAGAUGUCAUUGUUUGAAAAGGACGAUUAUGAGGAGGUGGAUGCUCCCAUAACCAACAGAAAAGGAGAGGAUGAUGCAGAUGAUAAAAGUGCAGGUUCUACUGGGACAGAAUAUGAUGACAUUGAGGAACAAGCCCAUGACGUCUCCCAUUCUCAAACGCACGAUGAGGACGACCCUGGCCUUCCACUGCUUCCCAAGAGACCUGAGACCUUGCUUGAUGAGGUCACCUAUGAAGUGGAGAUAGAAGGAGAGCAAGACUAUGAUGAUGCCAUGCCCAGAGAGCCUCUGGCCAAUGAGAAUGCAGGGACUCCUACGGCAGACCCGCCAGCCCAAGCUGAUGUAAUCAUGGAUGCUGAAACAAAUGCAAAUAUUGAGGUAGUGGAG